Messenger RNA from Saprolegnia parasitica CBS 223.65, 1209 nucleotides. RefSeq lists its product as hypothetical. Lineage: Eukaryota; Oomycota; Saprolegniomycetes; Saprolegniales; Saprolegniaceae. The transcript is spliced from 7 exons. The record is from RefSeq and is a predicted model, not a curated record. Gene Ontology annotation, biological process: coenzyme A biosynthetic process. Gene Ontology annotation, molecular function: phosphopantothenate--cysteine ligase activity. The coding region runs from base 1 to 1128 and encodes 375 amino acids. Gene Ontology annotation, cellular component: nucleus; cytoplasm.
AUGGACGUGGCGAAGCUCGAGGCCCAGCGCCAGCGCGCCGACGCGUACUUUGACUCAACGCCGACGCCAUCGACGCUGCCCGAGAUGGAGGCCGCGCUCGCCGACUUUGUUGCGCACCAGCAGACCAUCGGGCGCACGGUGGCGAUCGUGACGUCGGGCGGCACGACGAUUCCGCUGGAGAAGAACACGGUGCGCUUCAUCGACAACUUCUCGACGGGGUCGCGAGGCGCCGCCUCCGCCGAGUAUCUCGUCAAGCUCGGGUACGCCGUCAUCUUUCUGCACCGUCCUGGCUGCGUCAUGCCGUUCGCCCGCCACUUUCAGAAGGCCAUGUCGCACAACGUCGACUUGGGCUUGCUCAAGCACCUGGAUGUGGCCAAAGACGGCAAGUCGAUCGAGAUCACGAGCGAAGACCGCGUCUCGCAAGCGCGCUGCAUUGACGCGCUCAAGAGCUACAAGCAAGCGAUGCAGCAGACGAUGCUAUGCCCGGUCGCGUUUGUCUCGGUCGACGAUGCCGUCAAGCCGCUCGGCGAGCGAGCCAUGUUCUACUUGGCGGCCGCCGUGAGCGACUUUUACAUUCCGGCCUCCGAGAUGGUCGAGCACAAGAUCCAAUCGACGCCGUCGCACGCCAACGACGCGCUGACACUGACGCUGCAGCACGUGCCCAAGCUUCUCGGGCUGCUUCGGUACGAGUGGGCGCCACACGCCUUUUACGUUUCGUUCAAGCUGGAGACGGACGUGACGAUCUUGCAUCAAAAGGCGCAGACCUCGAUCGCCAACUAUGGCAUGCACCUCGUGAUUGCCAACGAGCUCAAGUCGCGCUUCCACCAAGUGUGGCUCAUCACGCGCGACGGCGACUGCGUGCUCGAAAAGCCAGACGAAGACCCGGACAUUGAGCUCAGCCUUCUGAACGCCGUGGCCGACAUGCAUUUCGGCUUUCUCGCCCACCAGCAUGCGCAGCUCCCGCUGUCGCUGCCGCGUGCGACCGCCCUGCGCCUCCCCAAGCCGUGGGAAGCGCCGCUGCGCAGCGUGCAGGCGACGUUGCAAGAGCACAAGGCCGAAAUUGCCGGCGUCCUCCUCGGCGGCAUGAUCUCGGUCCUCAUUAGCAUGCUCCAGCGGCGAAUGCUGUAGAGAUCUCUGGCAAAGAUGCACCGAAACACGCUUCGUUUUAGACCAUUCUACGAGUUGAAAGGUCCAAUCUAUCGUGCCCUA